UGCCAUACAGGAGGGUCAAUAUCUAAUGUUGAGCAUGGGAAGAAGCUUGAUAAGAUGUUGACCUUGAAACAACAUGCAAUUUCUACAGAAUCUGCAUCAACAAACUCAGGACCUUCUCCAAUAGAUGAAUUGGCCCUUUAUAUUGAAGCUGUUGAUGGAGAGAAGAAAAGAAGAGUCUAUGGUCUUGGUUCUCAAGCAUCUUCCUAUUAUGGAUGCUCUAAUUCAAAUGUCAAUAACUCAACUGCAACAUCUACUAUGCAAAAUAAUGAAGAUUUACAAAAUGAGUUAGAAUCUGUCCGUAAUCAACUACAAAUCCAAGAAGAGCGGCAUCAACAAGAGCGUCAAGAAACUAAACAAGAGCUUCAACAAACUCGACAAGAGGUGGCUGAAAUGAGGAGGAUGUUACAAUUACUUAUAUUUCAAAAUCAAGCACCUUCUCAAAUAAAUCAAUCAGGUCAUGAUGAAGAUGUCGAUCCUACUCCACCAACUUAGUAGUUAAUGUUCUUAUCUUGUGACAUAGUUCUCCUAUUUGUUGCUUGCUUGUGAUACUUUUGAGUUUUAGUAUUUGCCACUUAUAUUAGCUAUAUGU
Molecule: messenger RNA, 589 nt
Organism: Dioscorea cayenensis subsp. rotundata (Guinea yam)
Lineage: Eukaryota; Viridiplantae; Streptophyta; Magnoliopsida; Dioscoreales; Dioscoreaceae
Product: basic-leucine zipper transcription factor B-like
Exons: 2
Coding region: 55-492 (145 amino acids)
Source: RefSeq, a predicted model, not a curated record